Molecule: messenger RNA, 1922 nt
Organism: Aethina tumida (small hive beetle)
Lineage: Eukaryota; Metazoa; Arthropoda; Insecta; Coleoptera; Nitidulidae
Product: lysosomal acid glucosylceramidase
Exons: 7
Coding region: 182-1879 (565 amino acids)
Biological process (GO): glucosylceramide catabolic process
Molecular function (GO): glucosylceramidase activity
Source: RefSeq, a predicted model, not a curated record
CAGUCCAAUAGUUGAUGUGGGAGGAAGUAUUGUACCACUGAUUUUUAUCAACUCGCAAAUAAUUGAAUAUUAAACUGAAAUGUCAUACUUUUAUGUCCAUGACUUUCAUUGAUCAUCAGGAAUUAAUUAUUACAUACAUAAUUAGUUGGAGGAAAUAUUUUUAGUCUCAUAGCUGAGCCCCAUGAAAAACGAAAACACUUUUAUCAUCCUUAACAAUGUGUAUCAAGGAUUUAUGAACAUAUUUUACAUAUCGAUAUACAAUUCAUUAAAAUUGAUAACAAGGCCAUCAAAGCAUUGCCCCGAUAAAUAUAUAGGUAAUGCACUCGUAAGCCUCACAACGGAACCCACAAUGCUCGUGUACUGGGUGGUACUGCUCUUUGGUGCAGCCUUCGCAUCCGACUGUAACGUGUUGAAGACGAAAAACGGCAGUGUUUGUGUGUGUAACUCCACCCAAUGUGACUCGUUCCCACAACUCUCAGCCUUGAACAGAAACCAGUACCAAAUUUACACCACCAGCAAGGAAAAACUGGGUUACUGGAAGGUGCUGAAAACUUUCGAAAAUGUAAGAAGACAAUAUAAGUCGCCACACACCAUAAGAGUGAACAGAAAUCGAAGGCUACAAACUAUAAUUGGUUUUGGAGGAGCCUUCACUGAUGCCACAGGUAUUAACAUUUUGGCCAUGUCAGGGAAAGUGCAAUCCCUCUUGGUGGAAAGUCUUUUCGGAGCAACUGGCAACGCUUACACACUAUGUCGAUUUCCCAUUGGAGGAACUGAUUUUUCACUAAGGAACUACUCAUUGAACGACGCCCCCGACGAUACCACCUUAAACAACUUCAGCCUACAACAGGAAGACUUUAAUUACAGAAUUCCGUUCAUCAAACAAGCCAUCAACUUAACCAAACAACAAAACUUGGAGCUGCGUUUAUUCGGUACCGCCUGGACGGCACCCAUUUGGAUGAAGUCCAACCACGACUGGACUGGCGUUGGGGUACUGCUCGAUCAGUAUUACCAGACCUGGGCUGAUUACCAUUUGAAGUGCAUCGAGGCGUACGACAAGCUUGGUAUUCCCGUUUGGGGGCUCACCACAGGGAACGAACCCUCCAACGGGUUCGUCCAGGCCAAGUUUUUCCGUUUGAAUGACAUGGGUUGGACUGUUUUUUCAGCAUCCUAUUGGAUUGCCAAUAACUUGGGGCCCACUAUUAGGAACUCAACUUAUAAUAAGACUAAAAUUAUUGUAUUUGAUGACAACAUGGUUGUAAUGCCAUUUGCUCAACAGUUAUUACAAGACGAAGGUGUUUUAAAAUAUGCAGAUGGAAUAGGAGUACAUUGGUACAAUGACGAUGAGUACCCAGCCAACUUUUUAGAGUUUGUCACCAAACCAGGAAUAUUCAUGUUAAAUACUGAAGCUUGCAAUGGUUUUGAAACUUUCUUUGGUAGAGACGUGGCUGUUGUUUUGGGCAGUUGGGAAAGGGGGGAAAAAUACCUAGCAAACAUUAUAAUGAAACUCCGAUAUCAUGGUUGUGGGUGGUUAGAAUGGAACAUGGUCUUAGACUUGCAGGGUGGCCCAACAAUGAUAAGUAAUUUCGUAGAUGCUUCCAUCAUAGUAAAUCCUAAAACUGAUGAAUUUUACAAACAACCAAUGUAUUACAUACUUGGACAUUUUUCAAAGUUUGUCAUCCCCGGAUCAAUAAUGAUAGAAGUUGUAACCUCCAUAAAAAAAGAUAUUGACUGCGUGGCCUUCCUAAGACCCGACCAUAAAAUUGUCAUCAUCGUUUACAAUUGGGGUACACCGACCAACGUACUCAUUGAAGAGUCCGGACGUCGAAUCGUAUUAAACUUGGAGGCAAAAUCAUUAAAGACUGUAAUUUAUAACGCAUAAAUUUUUGUUUUUUAAAUAUAUCGUUUGUAAAUAAACUUUUUUA